GGCCUAGCGGUUUGAGCGUUCGCCUUGGGACCCUGGGGAGCAGGGUUCGAAACCCAACGGGUGACAUUGGCUCGAGGCUGAGGGAGGGAGGGAGACGCAUUGAUACAAGUUAAUUAACAAACAAAAGACACCACCAUCUUAGCUUUGGUGGAGCAUUCCCCCACCCUUAGGACUACAUUUCCCAGAAGGCGCUGCGUCCUCCGAGUGUUGCGUUCCCUGUGGGCGGGGCCAAGGCGGCGGCUGGUGCUGCUGUCGCCGUGGCAGCGGAGGCCGCGCUGGAGGGGCUCACCUGGGCGCAGGAGACGGAGAAGAAGCCGUAAUGGCCAAAGACAUCUUGGGGGAAGCAGGACUCCACUUCGAUGAGCUGAACAAGCUGCGGGUUUUGGACCCCGAAGUGGCCCAGCAAACGGUGGAGCUGAAAGAGGAAUGCAAAGUAUUUGUAGACAAGAUCGGGGAAUUUAAAAAAAUAGUGGGCAACCUCAUGAACUCUGGAUCAACAGCAAAAGCGACUGAAAAUGAGAAAAUUAAGGCCAUCGGUGCUCGCAACCUGCUGAAGUCGAUAGCAAAGCAAAGGGAAGCUCAGCAGCAGCAGCUCCAGGCCUUAAUAUCCGAGAAGACCACGCAGCUUGAAAGGUACCGAGUCGAGUAUGAAACGUUGUGCAAAAUAGAAGCGGACCAAAAUGAGUUCAUCGACCAGUUCAUUUUCCAAAAAUAGGGGAGACCUUAAGACCAGGAGGCCUCAAGCCAUUCCAGAAGCCCAAACGUUCAGCAAUGGCCAGCUUUGAAACAUUGCAUAGAACCAGACCAAAGUCACCUCUCACCAGACGGAAAGAAAGAUAGCUCAGAGCCCCUUUCCCUGAACUGGCACUUUUUGGAAGUUGGAAUAUAGUUCCCAUCAUCCCCAGCCUGUACGGACCUUAGCUGGGGUGUUGGGAGCUGUAGGCUGAAGCCAUCUAAUGGGCACCAGAUUUGGGGAGGAAGGCUCAUUUAGAGCAUUAUUGUUGAAGGAGUGUUGAAUUUGUUAUGGAAUUGGUAAUAUUUACUAAGAGUGUGUGGACCGGAGUGCGCCUCUUGUAUUUUUAUGUAUUUUUGAAAAACACGUAACCGUUUAUAGCAACCUUUUGAACCACCAGACUGUUGUGUAUUUAUGCAAUCCCCUCCUCCCUACUUUUUUAAGACAACAAAGAGAAAAAAUACUUUCAAGGAAAUCAGCAAAUAAAUAUUUUUUUUUCCUUUU
Sceloporus undulatus (fence lizard) is the source of this 1237-nucleotide messenger RNA. RefSeq names its product intraflagellar transport 20 (gene IFT20). The record is from RefSeq and is a predicted model, not a curated record. Lineage: Eukaryota; Metazoa; Chordata; Lepidosauria; Squamata; Phrynosomatidae. Gene Ontology annotation, cellular component: intraciliary transport particle B; Golgi apparatus; centrosome. Gene Ontology annotation, biological process: protein localization to cilium; centrosome localization; intraciliary transport.